GCUUCCACCGUCAGCGCCGGAGCAGAGCAGGGGAGCCCUGGCAACAAGGAGAGACACACACUCAGCAGCCCAUUACACCCUACAGGAAUGGUGACAGCACCUGCAGACAGACAGACGUGGACAGACAGAAUAGGCACCCAGAACACUUCCCUCUCAUUGGUGGAAAGAUCCAGAGCACGCACAACGAACGGAGGCUCCAAUUGGUCAACGGCUUUCAUCUGAAUAGCAAGCUCCACCCACUCCACCCAACUAGCCCCUCCUCCUUCGCUCAGGGAGUGCUGAGUCGCUGAGUCAAAGCAUUGCAUUCUGGGACUUUCUCGAAUGGGCUGUACCACCCGCUGACAAACCAGGGGGGGUCUGAAGGAGCUCUGUUGAAUGAGGUCUGUGCUGUGUGUGGGCAGGCUUGCUUUCCAAGGGAAAUGAUUCCGCAUGAAGUGCAACGCGCUCGGCCCCCCGUCGUCCUCGACGGCAGCAGCAGGUGUGACUCCGUGGCACUCUUCCCUACAACGCUGAGCUCACCCUCCAGACGCUAAAGACCCCUGGACCGAACAGAUCACCCCACCCCCCCACUUUAACCGCCCCUCCAUAUCUUCACCUCCAUUUUCAGUCCUUCUUCACCUGCUUUUUGGAGCCUCGGUAUUUCUUUCUCAACUUGGAAAAGUCCUGGAAAAUCGGUGGGCUUUGGUAAACUUAACAGAGAGGGAAAGAGAACAAUAGAUUUUCAGUGAAAGUGGGAAGGUUGAGUCAUAAAAUAAAAGAGGGUGAGGUAAAGGACAGAAGAUCAAAAGUGACGCAAGGAGAAAGGAAAGUCAGGGAGAGACGGACUGACAGAAAGAAAGAUAGACAUCCACAAGUCAAAGAAAGAUAACGCAAGUGUAUAGCAGAGAGACGUGAGGUGAAACCAGCAUGAAGUCCAACCAGGAACGCAGCAAUGAAUGUCUGCCCCCAAAGAAGAGGGAGAUCCCCUCAAGCACAUUAGCAUCUGAAGAGCGCCCUCUUGCUAUGCCACCUGCCAGUGACAGCCAGCGCACAGAAAACUUGGCCUGGCUCGCCAGCGUGGCUGGUGGCAAUGAGAGCGGUGUGGGUGGGCACCGGAGCACCAGUGAAUCAGAAGCGCCCCAGUACAAACCCCUCUCCUCCAUGUCAGACUCUUUUUCCUCCUCCCCCUCCUCUUCUUCCUCUUUGAGGCUAGUCUCGUCCCUGCCUACAGUGUAUACGUCCCCGCUGUCACAGUCCACGGUUGGAGGAACUAUCCAUUAUACCCAACUGCCUCCCAGUCUGCAGUUUAUAGCCUCACCUUACCCCACCCCAUACACUGGGUACAUCUCCCCUCAACUGCUCCCGCCUCCUCCUCCUCCCCCUCCCCUCUCCUCCUCCUCCUCCUCAUCUCUGGCACCACAGAGACCCUCCCAGACAGAGACAGCCUCUGCUCCCUCUCAGGCCUCAAAACUUGACCAGCAGCGAGUGUCCACAGGGCGUACCUCCAUGCCUCCGCCCCCUACAGACCCAUCCCAUCACCACGUCCAAGUGGCAGCCUCCCCCCUAAGUGGGGCCCCACGGACUGUGCCAUCGCUCCAACAUCAAGGAGGCACUCACCUUCCAACCCAGCCCCUGCACCCUCACCAUACACUGGGGCACGGUAUGUCCCAGGUUGUGGUACAGUAUGCAGACGGACCCAGUAGGAAAGAGGAAGGAGGUUCCAGACUCAGAGAGCUCCACAAUGGGGAGCUGGAGAGGGGACGCCGGUUCGGAGCUUCCCCCGAGUCCUGCCUCUCCAAAUCGGGGAGCAAAUCAAGGGACACCCCGUCUUGUUUGUCUUCAUCAGCCUACGAGACCCGCCAGCUGGUUCUGCCAUCAGACUACACUUCCCAUGAUUUCUCAGGGCUGAGAACGUCCAUCAUGCUAAUGCCCAACAGCCAUGGAGACCAUCAGCUGGUACCUCCCAGAGCCAGCCCUGAGAAGCUGCCAACCUCUGCCCAUACACACCUGGAUAAAGGUGGUAUCCUCCUGGGCAAGCCUGUCAAUCGCACCCACUCCUCCUCCAACACUUCCUCCACCUCCUCGUUCACUUUUCCACCCCCACUUAGUGCCGACAGCCUAAAGGCUGCUGUCAGCACACUGUCACCCCAGACCGUUAUCCAGACCACCCACAGCGCCUCAGAGCCACUGUCACUAGGUCUCCCCUCCACCAGUCUCUACCCCCAGCCGCCUAUCAUUGGUUAUAUUGCAGGGGGCAGUGGGAGUCAUCAGCAGCCUAUCAGCUACCACACCAGCCUUCCGCAGCACUUGCUCAUUCCUGGCACCCAACCAGUCAUUAUCCCUGUUAGUGGGGGUGGCGUCACCACCUUGGAACCUGCCACCUCCCAUAUAACGUCAUCCACGCAAGCCCAGCCAUUUCCUACAACGCUCCCACACACAUACAUUGCUGCCACUGCCCCCAAAGGAGAGACUCUGGAACCCCCCAGCGCCCCAUAUGACCAGACUCCAUCAGGGGCAGUGGUCCAAGCCCAGCUGCAGCUCCCUGUCGUUCCUGCUCCACCUGGGCUGGUCAGCCCUCCUGCUCUUCCUCCCCCGUCCGGUACGGUGGUGCCCCCUUCGCUCCCCCCAUAUUUCAUCAAGGGCUCCAUCAUCCAGCUGGCUGAUGGAGAGUUAAAACGCGUGGAGGACCUAAAAACAGAGGACUUCAUCCAGAGCGCUGAAAUCAGCAGUGAUCUGAAGAUUGACUCGUCCACUGUGGAGCGCAUUGAAGGGAGCCACAGCUCGCCCAACUUCGCCGUGGUUCAGUUCUCCGUUGGUGAGCACCGUGCUCAGGUGAGUGUUGAAGUCUUGGUGGAGUACCCCUUCUUCGUCUUUGGCCAAGGCUGGUCUUCAUGCUGCCCAGACCGGACAACUCAGCUGCUAGAGCUGCCUUGCACCAAGCUUUCUGUGGGCGAUGUUUGUAUCUCCUUAACCCUCAAGAACCUGAGGAAUGGAUCUCUGAAGAAGACCCAAUCCCUGGAGCUGGCCACCCCCACCGCUGUCCCAGCCUCCAGCCAUGGGCACCUUAAGCCCCCCAGAGCUGUCUCAGACGCUCCCCGAAGUUGCAGUGGAGGAAACUCCAGGCACGGAGAACGAGAGAAUGGUGUCAGCCAGCGGGGGAAUGGGGAGAGUGGGCGUGGAGGGGGGGCAAAUGUGGAAAAUGGGGAACUCAGGUUUGGGGAAAGAGGUUCAGUUUCUAAAGGUCAGGGUGCCACCAGCGCAGAAGCUGGCUCCAGUAAGCCAGCACCGGGCCGGAAGCGGAGAUGGUCAGCCCCUGAGGGUCGGAAAUUGGAAAAAUCAGAGGAAGAACCGCCCUUGGCCCUCCCUAAGCCUUCCUUUAUUCCACACGAGGUGAAAGUCAGCAUUGAGGGCAGAUCGAAUAUUGGCAAGUGAAGGCUAGCAGUACCGCUCAGUAACCCUUGGGAUUUGGUAAAACAAAAACGGAUUCUACAAAAAUACAUGAAUGCCCAUUAAUGUUUUAUUUCUAUUGGUUUUGAAAUUUUAUUUUCUGUUUUUAUUUUCUAUCUUGAAUUCUGUACUGUAGAGGCAAAUUUACCCUACAUGUUAUCACUUUGCAUUAUGUCCAAGUAGUUUAUAACACAUUUUGUUAGACGGAUUUGAUAUUACACAAGCAAUCGGUGCCCUUGUGGUGGUUUUCAUGAGAUGACCUUUGGUAAGGGAUUUGUGAAGUGUGCUAAAUGUUUAUUGGUGGUCGUGUGGCACAUAGAAGCAAUGCUUGAUGGCUCUGCUUGGUUGGGUGCAGUUAUAUAUUAUGUAAAUUUCAAAUUGAAAUUGCCCACAGUAAGCUUUUUGACAGCCAUUUCACUCCCUGUGCACUGCUGAUGAAACUGCUCAGGAAAAUGCCUGGACGGAGUCACUCUCCCACUACCUAGAGCCCAACAGUGUUGCCGUGGGCCUCAGAGAUGAUAUGAUGUCAGCUGAUCCUGAGAUAGAAAAGAUUUGCGGGUAAACGUUGAAAUUGUUAUAUUUGCUGAAAGAGUGGAGUGCUUCAGUGGGAGAUGUAACUUAGAAAAUGUUCUUCUCCGUGUCUAUAGCAUAAAUGUACUAUGUGUGAUUCACUAUGUCAUCAAGCUGUGCCAGACCUGACCUAUGAUGUCAUCAGGCAGCGCCAGUGUGCCACACUGUAGAGAGGGUUAGUGCUAGAUUGGACCUGCCAGAGGGAUUUUUUUUUUGCAAAACUCUUGUGAGAUUUGUGCACGUAACCUAAACCUUAACCUAACCCUAACCCUAACCGCACUCGCAAGAGGAAGACCCUCCUGGCAGAUCCAAUCUAGCAAGGACCCCGUAGAGAGGGAACAACAAUUCCUCUGUUAAGUUUGACAACAAUGGAGUCUUUAUUUUCAUCUUGAGCAUUUUUAUUUGAUUGUUUUUUUUGUUUUGUUUUGUUUUGUUUUUUUGGUCUCGUUAAUUUUCCCUCUCUCCUAUUUCACAAGAUGGGUAGAUGCUUGUUUUAAAUGUCUAAAUCCUUAAUCAGGGGUCAUUUAGUUCAAGAUUGAACCCAGGUAGGUUAAUGUAAAUGUGAUAUACCCUAACCUAACACAUACACAUACAAACAUUCUGGGUUGGCAACUUAACAUUGAGAAAAUGUUAGGGGAAAACUGCAUACAAUCUUCAUCAUUUUGAUGCAACAUUGAAUUACUUUAUAUUUUUUACCAAGAGAGGAAUCGAGAGAAUUUGCAUGUCAGUUCUGAGAGGGUCAGGAUGUUUGAAAGCAUUUGACAUACCUGUAACACUCACCAUACAGCCAACACCAUGGUUAUUUAUCAAAUUUUUUGUGUCUCUACAAUUACGCAGUACUGUAUGUUUUACUUUUUUUUUUUAUUUCUUUUUUGUCUUUUGUAGACGAGGAUAGAAAGUAGCAACAGCACUUUGGAAAGGUGAAGGGUCAUUAGGUAACGGAGUGGUUGUACCAUGGGUUCACUAGGAAAGGGACAAAUGUGACAGGUAUCAGAGAAAGUUCCAGUUACUAGAGGGACAGAGGACUUUUGAGAGGACAAAAGGAACUGGAAAUAUGACGGUUUUCAGAACUUGUGGUUGUGCAGUAAACGACUGUGGCCGCUGCUGUCAUUUGCAAUCGUAUAAGUGACAGAAUGGAUACAAAAGUUAGGGAAAGUAUUGGAAUGUGCAGAGUUUUGAAAGUUUGGCAACUGGCAUAUGGAGGAGGAAGGAAAUGGCGUUGAAAUAUCCCAAUGAUGUUCUUUACUAGACUGAGAGCAGUGAUUAGAAGCUCAGGCCACAGAAUUUUGAAGGGUGACAUAUUUGUAAUGUAUGUGUGAAUGUUUGAGUGUGCAUGAGUGCCGGUCUGUGUAUUUCCAUACACACACAAACACACACACACACACGGCUACACAAACACAAAACAGUGCACACCCACUCAUACGUAGAGACAGGCCAAUCAUGAAACUCAGACACUUUUGAUAUGUACUGUAUUUACUGAUAAGCAUUGAUAUAUAUACAUGUAUAUAUGCAAAUGCUUACAUUUUGGUGCAUAUUGUCCCCAUUGCAAGGAACUAGUGGGUCGGCAUUGGAAUAAUCCACAUUGCUAACAAUACUUUUUAAAGUGCUCUGUUAUGUGUUUGUGGGUGUGUGUGCAUUUGUGUAUGAAUGUAUGUAAAAUUUGUACAGGAAAAUGAUAUACUCAUGAUAUAUAGACAAUGUUAAAUGUCCAGUGUUUCUACUUGGAGUUUCUACUUAAGAGAAUCUUGCAAUUUGCACAUCAGGAGGAGGGAGUUGGGUGGAGACAUGAUUUUAAUGGCCCUGUCCUGUAACAAGCCCUAGACCAUACACAUAACACACUGGAGGAAACCAGGGAUUUAACAGAAACAAGUUUGAGGAAUGUUUUCCUUUAGGAAAACCUGUAGUUUAUAUUUGCUGUUCACCAGGCACUUGUCACAUCGUAGAGAAAAACUUUCUGAAAUGACACUUGAGUUUAAGUCAAGUUCAAAUUACAUUCAAAGGUUUACAAACACAAACAUAGUUAGCAUUUUUCAUUGAAAUGAGUGAGUACCACUAGCUGCAAACUAGAAUUUCAGCCUGUGCUUGUCUGUUGAAUUUAAUCAAAGAAUGAAAACAAAGAUCAACCAAGGUAGCUGAAGGAGAAAUGCAGAAUUGUUUCCCACAAAGAGAAAUGAGAAAUUCAUAACAUGACAUUAUCUGUCGUACCCUUAAAUAGGAAUCCUAUCCACUCAGAUCUUUUCUUUUUCGCCUAGUUUUCCACACCAGCUCAUCUGAACAUGUCUGUGCAUACUCCGAAGCAAGUGUCCAGGGUGUAGAGGCCAGGGUUCAGUCCUGAACAUGGUCUCUGCUUUCAGCCAGCCCAAACCCCAUUUUACUCAAACGUAGCAGUUACAGCAACAGGUGUGCUCACCUGCUUGGCCCACAUAUUUGUUGAGCCAAUGGUCCCCCAAUUGGACAUCCUCACAGGCUUUCACAUAUAUGGCAGGCCAACAUCCCACCUCUUUCAUCUUUUUUUUUUUUUUUUUUUUUUUUAGGUGUGAACUGACAUGCCGGAAAAAUGUGUACUACCUGCUGAUCCAUCAUCCGUCAAUUCAUUUUAUUAUACUCAAUACGAAAAGCUCUCAUUGGCAAUAUUUUUUUUCCAACAUGAUGUUGUGUUAAGAAACAGAUAUCGUACAGUUUUCCAUGUUUAACUGCAGGAAAAUUGGAGUGGACCUGUGUAAAAACUGGUAGUAAAGAUAGUAAAAAUACCACCCAUAAUGCUAAGUCGCAUGAGUGAUACGAAAACCAAGGGAUUGCAAAUAAAAACAAACAAACAAUAAUGUGAUGGUACAUGCAUGUUGUUAGGCUCCGAAUGUGGCAUAUUGAAUCUGUCAUGCAGCAUAUUGAUGCCUCUCACAUGCUGCAUGCCACAGCAGAGUCUUGUCAGAAGGGAUAGUAGUUAGAUUACCAUUAGCAGUUUGCUGACACAGCGAUGGUGUCAAAGAGGCGAGGGAGGGGGUGUGUGGCUUCCAGCAUGCAUAUCUGAUGAGCUUUCUAAUCAGCCAUGGUAUGCUGGUGUGCUCAGAAGGCGCAGGUGUUUUUAAGAUGGCAGUGUUGUGGGCUGUUAUUGUCUCCAAGAAAUGAUACUGGAUCAGUUGUGUUUUCAUCCCAGUAACAAUAUUCAGCAGUGAGGUUUAACCUAAAGCCUGAUCCUAAAUCUUUUGUGCGCGGCAACACUGUUGCAGGUGGUGGGAGUUUACCACAGCGAUGGCAGGAUGGAUAUGUGCUCAGGUGGAUGAAGAAUGGAUGGGUAGAUGGUUGGAUAAGUGGGCAGAUGUAUGGUGGUGGUGGGUGAAUGAUUACACCCCAUGUGAGAUUUGAAAAUGCUUUAUUUUUUAUAACAAAACAGGGUUUCUCAGAUCAACAUCGCGGCAGUGCAUUUUCAUUUCUUCCUUUUCCUAUUGAUGCGUCGUGAUCAUUAGCGGUAGAAGUGGUAAUACUGUGUGUGCGUGCAUGUAUGUUGGUCUGUAUGUGUGUUACACGUGUGUGCAUGUCUAUUUGUAUUGCAGUUGUGUGUGUGUGUGUGUGUGUGUGUCCACGAUUUGUUGUCCUACCCCUCUCUCAGCACAAAAGAAAGCAGAUCCACAAUAACAUCGAGACAAACUUGUCAGCCACUCCACUGCAUCACCACUUUUACUCUAGGUCAGGGAAAAACAAAACAAAUAAACAAACAACAAAGAAACAAAAAAAAAAACAACAACACACACACACACAGAGAGCCAAAGCCAAGCAAUUAUGUUGUUGCUUUGGUUACUUAAGAAAGCAAUAGUAUCACAACAUGCAGACAUUCUCCUCAUGUACGAGGGGUACACACACACACACACACACACACACACACACACACACACACACAGAAUCAUUCCACUCAAGUUCUCUGCAAUAAACGUGUAAUAAUCCUCUAGCAUUGCAACCAAAAAGAAGAGGUGUAUGAACACACAGAAUUUGCCACAAAACAUCUCUGUCCCGCCCGUACAGAGGAUAACGUUUUAUCACAGAUCUGGAGCCAUUCGUUUUACGAGCUAAUAAAGGUUACCUGAAUGCAACGCAGUUCAAAUACGCUAUUCCCCCGUAAGCCCAUUAUCAUGAAUCUAAAUCUUUGGGAUUGCAGUUGCAACACCGGUUGCCAGUUUUUUCAGGGAAGUGUCUCAUAUAUGCAGUAACAGACCAUGACCCCCGAAACCUCCUCUGUCCCAGCCGGUCAGAGUCUCACACUCUGUUGCCAUGGGUGCACUUGGUUUUGCAUUCCUUUAAUGCAGAUUUAUAAUAUUCAUUAGGAAUGUAUCACUGUUAUGUUUGAAGAUGACAUACUACACAUCAGAUGCACCUGAAAUAACAACAGAUAUCCAGACUCCGCCCAGGUCUGCCUUGUUGCCACGACUCCCGUAGUGACCUCGUUAACUUUGUUUCAGGUACCCAAUCAUAGCCAGCCAGCCUCACAAGCACCUCCUCCUGGGGCAAAGCAAUCAGUUAAUCCUCAGCAACCGAUAGCUACCUUUUCGAUACGGCCUGGCCUGGAUGUGCCACGGCAGGCCCGGACUGCCUGUUCCCCACUUAAUAUCAUCAUUUAAUAUGCGGUCCCCUUUUCACCACCUACAUGUCCUUAGUAUGCAGAUCAUAGUGUUAAUACUCGGUUUAAUAAUAGAAAACUAUGAAAUAAAGCAAUCUGACACGCUCAAUAAAUUCACAUUGUUUUGAUCAGCUGUGUGCGUUCUGAAUGCAGGAGCGAGAACGGCACAUCAUAAUGAGGUUCCAACAGGUUUUGUUUGAGGGUUUGACGUUCUUUUAAUUUUGCUUUGACUUUUCCAAGAUCAUCCCAAGUCGAACCUUUUAUCCCCUUGAAAUGUACCACAAUGUGCAAUACUUUUAUUUUAUUAUUUCCCCUUUACUGUGCCAAGUGUAUGUAGCAUAGUCCUACUUCGGUGUCUCAUCCUUGUUAAUGGCUCAUGUCUUUGUAUAUGACUGUGUGCUGAUAUGUGUCACAUCUGUCAGACCGAGUUAGGAUGUUUGUGAACAGAAGCAAAACCAACGGAGAGAUUUCCCAUGCCUCUCCUCCACUUUUGUCUCGGCGGCCUUCCUGAAUUUGUGAGCGUGCGUGUGUGUGUGUGUGUGUGUGUGUGUGUGUGUGUGUUAUGUCCUGCUGGUGUGCGUGCAUAUGUGUGUCUGCGCGUGUGUGCACCAUGUGUCAUGUGUGCCAUGACACCGAGUCUUUGUAUGUAUGUUUUGCUUAAAUGCACCUGUUCAAAUGUGUCUGACUGCGUGCGGGUAUGUAUGUAUGUAUGUGUGUGUGUGUGUGUGUGUGUGUGUGUGUGUGUGUGUGUGUGUGUGUGUGUGUGUGUGAGACGCAUGUGUGUAAUCAAGUAUUUUCUCCUAUAUUGUCUGUGAGAUCAUUAACCCUGACCCUCAAUGGUUCUCGGUGAGACCCACAGAAAAAAAGAAAAGAAACCUCAUUCUUAGUGGGGACCACUUUUUGUAAGAAAAAAAAAAAACAAAGAAAAAAAAAAAAACAACCAACAGAGAUGCACAUGUAAGUAGACGUAAAAGACUUGAUAAUGUUUCAGCACUUUCUAAUCCUAGGAUGGGCUUGGUCUAACCCCUCUGUCUCAGACCGGUACCUUCCCUAGGGGUAACAUUCAUUCAAUACAGACAGAGAGAAUGAUGGAGAGGAAGAAGAGGGGGGUGAAUAUGGAUGAAAAAGAGAGAUGGCUCGGUUUAAGUUUUUGCACAUCGCCUUGCCGUAACCUUGCAUUUAUCUGUCUGUGCUCCAUCUCGCUUGGCGCCCGGCGCGUUCUUGGGUCCAACGGGCCGAGGUGUUAGGUGGUUCCUUGGUUCUUUUCUACUGGGAAAACCUUUUCUUAUGGAACACAUCCCUUCUUUUGUUGUGUUCUGGUUUGUGUAGAGCUUUUUCAUCCCUACACUGACCCAACCAAGCUGUGCCAUGCCAUUGUUUUUUUUAUUUUUUUUCUCUCUCUCUUGACAUUUGUCCUUUUCAGUUCCAAGAAAUUUGGCAGAUACAUUCGUAAGUAGGUCAGCACAGCUUGGUUUGGCCGUGUCGUGAGAAAAGGCUGCAUACAAACCUUUGCUUUGUUUGUGUUAUCUUUGGUGCAGGAGCUUUUUCUGUGUUUUUGGUCUCCUUGUAGCACUCAAUAUAAUGUCAGGGGACUUAAAACUAUGUAGAGAAUGUGUCAUUGUUGAGUUUUUGUGACAAGCUUUCUCAUUGGAGGAACACUGCUGAUGUUGUCUUUUUUUUUUUAAUUGGCUUCUUGCACAAAAUGACAAAUAAAAUGAAUGUUGGUGUGCGAGCUUUGACUUUUCGAUCAGAAAAAAGGCAUGUGUGCUCUUUGUUUCUUGAUGUUUGUAUUUUCAUUUUGCAAAAAGGAUGUGUUUUUUGGCACUUUGUUGUGUUUUGAAAGUGAACAGAAUUCGAUCAGGAUUCCUUUUUUUUUUUUUUUUUGUUCAAACUUGACUGUUGUUUGACGUCUUGUCAAUGUCCAUAGCGCUGGAUAACCAACUCAGGCAGAAAGAAAAAAAAAAAAAACUUAUAGAGGCCCACUUAACAGUUUAGUUUCACCCCAAUCAAUUUACAUUGGU
Messenger RNA from Myripristis murdjan (pinecone soldierfish), 10626 nucleotides. RefSeq names its product ataxin 1a (gene atxn1a). Gene Ontology annotation, molecular function: protein binding; RNA binding. The record is from RefSeq and is a predicted model, not a curated record. Gene Ontology annotation, cellular component: nucleus. The coding region runs from base 907 to 3411 and encodes 834 amino acids. NCBI's taxonomy places the organism in Eukaryota, Metazoa, Chordata, Actinopteri, Holocentriformes, Holocentridae. The transcript has 5 exons. Gene Ontology annotation, biological process: negative regulation of transcription by RNA polymerase II; nervous system development.